GAAAGCCGGAGACUGUCUGUGUAACAGUGCUAGGAAAUCCCGAAACCGGCGAACUACCGAUCAGGCACCGACUAUUGGGUUAUAUUCCAGAAAGCUACACUGUUCAGCAGUAACAGUCAGGCAGAGGGUACAGAAAUAAGUGGCCUUGCUGAUUCCUUUUCAUUUCAAGGAAGACUCAUUAUUGGCAGAUUCCUGAGUGCAUAAGCAGUGGGUUUACUGACUGACUGCUACGCAGAUAUGAAUGACGUGGCAAUAGUGAAGGAAGGAUGGCUUCACAAACGAGGGGAAUAUAUAAAGACAUGGAGACCACGGUAUUUUCUUCUGAAAAGUGAUGGAACAUUUAUUGGGUAUAAAGAGAGACCACAGGAUUCUGAGCAGAAGGAAAGCCCUUUAAAUAACUUCUCUGUUGCUCAAUGCCAGCUGAUGAAGACUGAACGACCAAAACCAAACACAUUCAUCAUUCGAUGUCUCCAGUGGACCACAGUAAUUGAAAGAACAUUUCAUGUUGAUACUCCCGAAGAACGAGAAGAAUGGACCAAAACUAUACAGUCAGUAGCAGAUGGCCUUAAAAAACAAGAGGAAGAAAUGAUGGACUAUGGCUCAGGUUCUCCUAGCGAUAAUUCUGGUGCUGAAGACAUGGAUAUCAGCUUAAGCAAACCAAGACACAGAGUGACUAUGCACGAUUUUGAAUAUCUGAAACUUCUAGGAAAAGGUACAUUUGGAAAAGUCAUUCUAGUAAAAGAAAAAGCAACUGGACGUUAUUAUGCAAUGAAGAUUCUGAAAAAAGAAGUCAUAGUUGCAAAGGAUGAAGUAGCCCAUACACUUACAGAAAACAGAGUUUUACAAAAUUCAAAACAUCCUUUCUUAACAGGUUUAAAAUAUUCUUUUCAAACAAGUGAUCGAUUAUGCUUUGUUAUGGAAUAUGCUAAUGGUGGUGAGUUAUUUUUCCAUCUGUCAAGGGAACGUGUCUUUUCUGAGGAUCGUGCACGAUUUUAUGGUGCAGAAAUUGUAUCAGCCCUGGAUUACUUGCAUUCAGAGAAAAAUGUAGUUUAUAGAGAUCUGAAGUUGGAAAAUCUCAUGCUAGAUAAGGAUGGCCAUAUUAAAAUAACAGAUUUUGGACUUUGCAAAGAAGGCAUCAAAGAUGGAGCAACAAUGAAAACCUUCUGUGGAACUCCUGAAUAUCUUGCACCAGAGGUUCUAGAAGAUAAUGAUUACGGUCGUGCAGUAGAUUGGUGGGGGCUUGGAGUAGUAAUGUAUGAAAUGAUGUGUGGCCGUUUGCCGUUCUAUAAUCAGGACCACGAAAAACUCUUUGAACUCAUCCUUAUGGAAGAAAUUCGAUUUCCACGUACAUUAUCACCUGAAGCUAAAUCACUUUUAUCUGGAUUAUUGAAGAAAGAUCCCAAACAAAGGUUAGGUGGUGGUCCAGAUGAUGCUAAAGAAAUUAUGCAACACAAAUUCUUUGCUGGAAUUGAAUGGCAAGAUGUAUAUGCAAGGAAGCUUAUUCCACCAUUUAAGCCACAGGUCACUUCCGAGACAGACACAAGAUACUUUGAUGAAGAAUUUACAGCAGAAACUAUAACCAUCACGCCGCCAGAUCAAGGUGACAGUAUGGAAUCUUUAGAUAAUGAAAGAAGACCUCACUUCCCACAGUUUUCAUACUCUGCUAGUGGAAAUGCGUGAACUGUUUCUCCUUCAUUCCUGUUUUAUGGGUAGAUUAACUGGUUAUGAGGAUCUUUUGUCAAUGGACUCUGCAGAGAUAUUCCUUGCCUCUGUUUUACAGACUUUAUAUUGAAAACUAAAGACCAAUUUACAGGAAUCCAGAACAAAAGGCCAUUGACAUGAAAUACUUGGUUUUCUUUUUGGAAGAAAAGGAAUAUUGUGGAUUCUUUCUUAAACAGAACCUCAGCUUUUUAUGCACUAUACCCAUGGAUUUUUUUUAUAAAAGCAUGCACCAGAACUGAUUACUGUUAUGCACAGUAAAGGUACAUGACAUAUCUGCAAGCUUGCAAUAGUUUCAAAAAGGUAAACCAGCAUAUACCUACUAAAUAAAUAGGCUAUGGAGCAUGUGAGCCAGCUUGAGUAUUGUAAUAUGAGAGACGUUGGUGCAAUAUCGAAUCAACUCUACAAUGAAUUUCAAGGCAUCACUGAAAAUCAAGGUCAAAUGCAGAAACAAUGAGGUAUUAUGUACAAAUGACUUUUAGUAGUCUAUUUUUUAUCAAUGGGAAAUCCAGCACUGUUAUAGAUUUAACACAGAAUAUUUAUGGUUUAAUUUUCAUUACGUACAGAGUUCUUUUGCAUUCAGAAUCAUUCAUAAAUAACCUGCGUUUGUAGAGGAGAAGGGGGGAAAAAGACAACUUUGAAGUCAGUUCCUGUAGAGGGUAUUUCUGGUGAAUUGUGAUUCAGAUAACCAGAGAAAUGUCUACAUUAUAUUUAAGAAGAAAAUGCAUAUAGAAGACCAUAAUGGGUUUUAGGGCAACCCCUACAGUUAUUGGGGCCCUGUUAUUGAAGUAGUACCCAUCUGGAGCCAUUUUAAGUUGGUCAGAACAGAAAAGGUGGUGCAGCACACACACUGUGGCCAGUUCUGGUAGUCAAUCAUGGAUGUAAGUGUAUGAAGAAGCACAGUGGAUGGUUAUGUUGGUGUCCCAUUAACAUGUAACUGUUUCUCCUGUUGUGAGAAUGAACUUCACAUUUUAGGCACAUAGGCCAGCUUAACUUUGGAAAUGGUCAUUAAGAAGAGAGUUUGUGAUUUCACUAAAUCUGUUAAGAGUCCCUUGGCGCUACUAUGUUGUGUGUUGUCACCCAGAUCCUUUAGUCAUGCCCCACUGCCAGUAAUUCUUCCGGGCUUUUGGAUUCUUACUGUUUUUGAUUCUGAUACAUUCUGACCACAAAUCCUAGAGUAUUCCCCUGAUUCUGUUAAACCUGGUGAGAAUGUGGGAGCUGUUUUCUGAAAAAAUGCUAAGAGCCCCAAUGUAAUACACAGAAUCUUGUGAUUUUGAUUAACCUGCUUGAGGUCUCAUUUUGGUAGUCAUAGUAGGAGAUGCCCUUGACUACAUAACUUUCUCAUUCCUUUUGGAGCCUUAGAGUCUUAAUCUUUCCAGGUCCAUGCCUGAUAGUCCUACAGUGAAUCCUCCAACAUUUUUAAUCUUGCUGCUUUUCCCUCGAUUUCAUUCAUUUUUUUACAGACAAGUUAUUUUUAUUGGGCUUUAUAGUCCUUUGAUUUUGAUAGUUUUGAUAAAGGGCUGAAUUCUUUAAACUUUAGGUGACUUGCUGACUAAUUCUUCUUGACCAUUGUGAUUUUCCAAGCCCUUCUGUGGUUCUUUCUUAAUCAUGUUGCUAAGCUUUUGACUUUGUUAAUCAUGCUGUUUUGUUGUUGUUGUUAGGAGCUCUGACCCAGCUCUAUUUUUUUUUUAACUUCCAACAUCCUUUGACUGACCUCACAGACCUACCUGUUGUUUGCACUGCUGAGUCAUACUUUCUAGGUAUGAAAUGAGCAUUGUAUUCCAGUGGAUGAUGAUACUGUAGGGACAUUCCCCUUUCCCUCUGUCACUGUAACUUUCCUCCAACAGGCAUUGACAUGGUUCAUUUCCUGUCAUAGGUCUACAUGUAUCUGCACACAACCACUGUAAGACUUCGGCCUCUCAUCCCUAGUGAAUGCUGUUAUUGCAAGAUAUCCCUCGACCUCUUUCCAAAAUGGGUGAGUUUGUGCAAAUUGCAGUGCCCCCUCUCAUGGACCCAUCCAGUACCCGAGGUGCUGAUUGAAUGCAGUUCUCUAUCAUUAAUGUAAGCUACCAUGAACUUCAUGCCAUCUGUUUGGGAGUUAUUACUGCGUAAGUGAGUGCAACUUCAUUUAUUUUGCCGUGGGCCCCCAAGAGUCUGCAGAAAAUAAAAGAUGAAUUUGCAAACUAUGUUUGGCAAUUUCUGUGCAUCCAAAAGAAUGUAGAAUGAUCAAGUUAAGUAAACUCUAGUUUUAUAAGGGAUGGUUUUUGCUGAUUUUAGGUCACUGGCUGUAUUUUCAAGAAACGCCAAGUCCUGUUACUGUAUUUUUCCUUACUGUUUCUCAAAAUUCAUGGAUUAUAGGCACUUGGCAUCAUACGUGCCAUUUAUUACUUGUCAAGCAACAGUGUUCAUCCCAUCCCAUACAGAUUGUAUAGGCAGACGUUAUGUCAUACAUGUUUAGUUAUAUUGUGUUUAUUUUUGUUUAAUCACAGCAAAAUAUUCCUGUUGUGCUGUAUCAUGAAUAUGUAUGUUAUUUCGUUAUAAGAGAUAUGUAUAUUGAUUUGCUAUUAAAAAGCAGUAUUGCUGCACCUGUACUGUUUUUCUUUUUAGGUAAAAAUAGUUUAUUUUUUUGUUUAAAUGGAGUAAGUUCCAGAAUGAGCAGCACAGAUACAGAUUCACAGUUAUGUUGGUAUGGGGGGUCCAGUGCACUCGGCAUUCCUUAUUUUGCUCAAGUGAAAUGUAAAAAAAAAAAAAAAAAAGCUGAGUGAUAGUAAAACAGAUACCAAGAAUUUUUACACUGUUAAUUGUAAAAUUUUUACUUGUAUGAUGUACACUGCAGGAAGUACUUUAAAUAAAUUGUACUGUAACAAAUA
Messenger RNA from Protopterus annectens (West African lungfish), 4589 nucleotides. RefSeq names its product AKT serine/threonine kinase 1 (gene AKT1). Lineage: Eukaryota; Metazoa; Chordata; Ceratodontiformes; Protopteridae. The transcript has 14 exons. Gene Ontology annotation, molecular function: ATP binding; protein serine/threonine kinase activity. Gene Ontology annotation, biological process: protein phosphorylation. The coding region runs from base 238 to 1680 and encodes 480 amino acids. The record is from RefSeq and is a predicted model, not a curated record.